AUGAUGAGUUUUACAUCUCAUUUAGUUAGAAGAUCAGCUUCAAGAUUGUUGUUCAAUGGACAGUUGCAAUAUAAUAAGAGAUUCUAUGAAAUCGAAGCAAGCGAACUGAAGAGAGGUGUCAUGAUCGAACACAAAGGAAAGCUUUUGGAAACAAUAAAGACUGAACAUCAGAAAGUCGCUAUGAGAGGUGGUUUUAUUUUGGCAGAUUUUAGAAAUGCUUUGGACGGUACAAAGAGUAACUAUAAAUUCAGAAGUGCUGAAACUUUGGAAGCAAUCGAUUUAGAGAGAACUUUUUACAAGUUUACCGAGAAAACCAAAGAGGGUCUCGUUUUCAAGAGUGUCGACGAUGAAGAUGCCGAACCGGUAGUAGUUAAAGACGCAAAGCAACUCGGUGUCUACAGUCACUAUAUAGAGUAUUUCCCACAAGAUGAAACACAAUACAGUUUCUUAGAAUAUAAUGGUAAGGUUUUAGAUUUCAGAGGACCAACCGAAGUAAAGAUGCACGUUGAUUCGAUCAGUGAUUUGAGUAACAAUUUAGUUUUACAUUUUGCCAAUGGAAGAUCAUGCAAAGCACCAUCUCAUUUAACAAAAGGAUGUGAUAUCAUGCUACGACUUCCUGAGGAAACAUACGUAACCAAAGCAUAA
Heterostelium album PN500 is the source of this 645-nucleotide messenger RNA. RefSeq lists its product as uncharacterized. NCBI's taxonomy places the organism in Eukaryota, Evosea, Eumycetozoa, Acytosteliales, Acytosteliaceae. Gene Ontology annotation, cellular component: cytoplasm. The record is from RefSeq and is a predicted model, not a curated record. Gene Ontology annotation, molecular function: translation elongation factor activity. The transcript has 3 exons. Bases 1 to 645 code for a protein of 214 amino acids.